GAUGGCGGCCUGGGUGGGGGAUCGAUGCUCUCCGCGCUCGGUUCCUGCCGCCCGCCCUGGCGCCCCCUGUCAUGGCGGCGCCCAGGGAGGAGACACGUGGCCUGUUCAGCCAGGGGGUCCGGGCGGUGCUGGGCAGCUGGGCCGCGUUGCAGGUCGCGGUGGAGCAUGGCUUCGGCGGGGCACACGGCCGGGCAAAGGCCGAGUGGCUGGUGGGCGUGGUGGAGCAGUAUUUCCACAGCAACGUGGCCCUGGAGCUGGACGAGGUGGAGGAUUUCCUCGCCGAGGUGCUGAACAACGAGUUUGACACCAUCAUUGAGGACGGCAGCUUGGCUGAGGUGAGCCAGCAGCUCCAGUUGCUCUUUGCCCGGUGCCAGUGUGGCGAGGGGCCGGCCCUGACGGAAGCCAUCGCCCGGCUGGCGCGGAGGCAGCAGGAGGUGGGCAGGGCAGCCGCCCAGGCCCGACCCGCCGAGGGGAGCAGCAGUGAGGAGGAGGAGGAGGAGGAGAAGCCGGAGGAGGUGAUGGACUGCAGCAGCCCCGGGCCCCUCCCGGACCCUCCCCCGGCAGACGACGGCUGGACGGUCGUACGGAAGAAAAAGAAAUGAGGGGUGCCCCCCCGGCCACGUGUGGCCUGGGGGGGGCUUCGCUGCAGGGAGCUGGGCAGGGGAAGAAACCAGGUGUAGCCACAAUGUGUCGCUAUGGCAACAGCUGGGGGGCAUUAGUCCGGUGAGAGGGGCGCCCCCUAGAGGGGACAGGCCCCGCCCCCCAUUCCCUGCACUGUGGCUGAAAACGAAACGACCCGAACAAAACAAAACCUUUAUUAAGAAAUCGGCUGAUGGAGCUUUAACAACAAUGCCCGGCUCCCACGAACUCUAGAAAAUCCGGGUGCCCCCCCAUCUCCUGGCGGGAGGGAGAGAGUUGGGGUGCCCCCGUGGAUGGGAGGCUGCCCCCUAGUGGCCAGCCACUGCACGUCGGCAACAAUAAAACGGCGGUCUGCGAA
Messenger RNA from Caretta caretta (loggerhead turtle), 997 nucleotides. RefSeq names its product TSR2 ribosome maturation factor (gene TSR2). Lineage: Eukaryota; Metazoa; Chordata; Testudines; Cheloniidae. The record is from RefSeq and is a predicted model, not a curated record.